ACUUCCUCUUUACAGAAACAUAAGAUCAGUACACUAAAGGAAGGGGGUGUGACUUUAGCCAUUUUCUAAAGAGAGGGUUAUGGGCUUGUUUUAUUUUUAUUAUCAAUACAGAAGUGACUCUUCGGAAGAAUAGGAAUUCCACAUUUUCAUAAUUAACAAAGAAACUUGAGAUGAAGCCACAGAGACUACUUGAUGAGAUGUUUCCUAAGUACUUCCUUUUGCUAUUUGGAGCUGUGCUGCUGUUGUUGACAACAGCAUUUUCUCUCGAAUGUACCAAAUACAAUGUAAAAACAUGUCAGGACUGCAUUGAGUAUGGCCCUGGUUGUGCCUGGUGCAAGAAACGGGAUUUCACAAAAAUAGGAGAACCAGAUUCAGUUCGAUGUGACACAAAGCAAAAGCUCCUUGAGAAGGGAUGUGAUGGGAACAUUAUUUUCCCAGAAAGCUUUGCUGGCCCAGUGUCUUCUGAACAAUCAAACACGAAGAAACAAAUCUACCCAGACAAGGUGCAACUACAUUUAAGACCAGAACAACCUGCUGUUUUUAAUGUGACAUUCCAGCGUGGGGAAGAUUAUCCAAUAGAUCUCUAUUAUUUGAUGGACCUCUCAUUCUCUAUGGACGAUGAUCUGCAAACAGUGAAGAAAUUAGGAGGAGAUCUCCUUAAAGCUCUCCAGAGUAUUACCAAACGUGCACGGAUAGGUUUUGGUGCCUUUGUGGAUAAGACUGUCUUGCCAUUUGUAAACACACAUCCAGAGAAGCUUCAGAAUCCAUGCCCAACCAAGGAGACCAAGUGCCAACCACCAUUUGCUUUCAGGCAUGUGCUUAGUCUCACUGAUGAUGUACAGAGUUUUCAAGAAGAAGUAGGGAAGCAGAACAUAUCGGGGACUCUCGAUGCACCAGAAGGAGGACUUGAUGCCAUGAUGCAGGCCGCUGUCUGUGGAAGUAAAAUUGGCUGGAAGAAUGUGACUCGCUUAUUGGUCUACACAACCGAUGAUGGUUUUCAUUUUGCUGGGGAUGGUAAGCUUGGAGCCAUUUUAACACCUUUUGAUGGAGAAUGCCACUUGGAAGACAAUAUGUACAAAAAAAGUAAUGAAUAUGACUAUCCUUCUGUUGGUCAGUUGAUACAAAAACUUAAAGAAAAUAAUAUUCAGCCCAUUUUUGCUGUUACCCAAAAAGUCUACGAUACAUAUGAAAAACUGAGCAAGAUGAUCCCCAAGUCUGCUGUAGGAAAACUGCAGGAGAAUUCAAAUAAUGUAAUUCAACUCAUCCAGCGUGCUUAUGAUGAUUUAUCUUCCAAAAUUAUUUUAGAACAUAGCUCUGUGCCAAGCUCCAUCAAAAUCUCAUAUGAUUCCUUCUGCCUUAAUAACAUACAUACAAAGAAUCAACCAAGAGGGGAAUGCGACAACGUAAAAAUAAAGGAUAAGAUUACCUUCCAAGUGCAAAUUACAGCAACAUCAUGCAUUGAAAAUCAGACUCUUAUUCUGCAGCCUCUUGGUUUCACAGACUUCACCACUGUACAUAUAUCUAGUCGGUGCAACUGUGAAUGUGAUGAGGAAUUACCAAAUAAAUCUGAUUGCAAUGGACAAGGGGUUAUCACCUGUGGGAUUUGCAGAUGCAAUGCUGGCUAUGUUGGAAAGAACUGUGAUUGUAAGACUGGAGGCAAAACCAGGAAGGAACUGGAAAAAACCUGUCGAAAGGACAAUUCUUCAGUCAUUUGUUCUGGCCUGGGAGAUUGUGUAUGUGGACAAUGUAUUUGCCAUACUAUGGCAGAUUCCAAAAAGCAUAUUUAUGGUCCCUUCUGUGAAUGUGACAACAUGAACUGUGAACUUCACAAUGGUCUAGUGUGUGGAGGGGAAGAAAGAGGUGUUUGUGACUGUGGGAAAUGUAAAUGUAACUCAAAAUAUGAUGGCUCUGCCUGUCAGUGCCUAGCUUCAACAGAAAAAUGUCGGAAUAAAUAUGGGAAUGUGUGCAGUCUCCGGGGGGAAUGUCAGUGCAAUACAUGCAAAUGUAAUGGACGCUAUCAGCCCCCUCUCUGUGAGGAGUGCCCAAGCUGCCCAUCUCCCUGUGCCAGAUAUGUUUCCUGUGUUGAAUGUCUUGCUUUUGGGAGUGGUCCAUUUCAGAAGAAUUGCUCUGAUAGUUGUUCAAAUAUUACUGUUGAAAGUAAUGUACAACCAAAAAGUAAAGAAUGCAGGGAAAAGGAUUCAGAGAAUUGCUGGAUCUCUUACACAAUGUUUCAGACUGAUGGAGAAGAGCACUAUUCUAUUACAGUCAAGCCUGACAAAGAAUGCCCCCAACCCCCUAACAUUGCAGCCAUAGUGGGGGGCACUAUAGCUGGAGUGGCUCUUAUUGGACUCCUUCUCCUCCUGGCUUGGCGGCUAGUGGCAGAGUUGAUUGAUCGCAAAGAAUAUCACAGAUUUGAGAAGGAGAAAUCCAAGGCCAAAUGGAAUGAGGCUGACAAUCCUCUUUUCAAGAGUGCUACUACCACUGUUGUGAACCCCAGAUUUAAUGGCCAAUGAAAUGAAACUUCAGCAACAGUGCAAAGCACAAAGAAACUCUUCAGCAGAAAAACAGAAGAUGAAUCCAUUUGCUUUUCUUAAAUCAACUGUUAUUGCUGUAUAAUAUCAGUUAUUUUUGAGAAAACCAUUCUGCGGGUUUUGCAACAUGCUUCUUUAUAUAUAUAUGUGAUUUUUAUUGACUUUUUCAUACAUUCAAUAGUAUUUGUUCAACAAAUAUUCUGGCUGAAUUUACAUUCACUAAUACAAAUUUAAUUCCUAAUCCUUUAUUCUUUCCUCUAGCCCUUGAUAAAAUAAGUCCCAAGUUUGAUAAUAUUCCGUUUCUUCUUUUUCUUUCAGUCACAUAGUCAGUCUAUCCAUCUCUGCAUAUUCUAGUAUUUUUUUUAAUUAUUUCUUCAUCUGAUGUUAUUUCUUCCUUCUUUCAAUACUGCGCGAAUAUAAUUCUUGCCACUGUUGUUACAUGCAGCAUGCUUCUAUUCCAACAUUUUUAAAAAAAUACGUAAGCAUUAGAGAACUUUACUGCAUAUCUCAGAUGAAGCACUCAGAGUAGCUAGGCCUCUUCCAUUCAUCACCCAUACAAACUGUAGGGAAUUAGGGGUUUGGUUUAUAAAAUUAUCUAAACCUCUACUAUACAUAGUAUGUAAAUAAAAUGCCAACUGCCACUCAGGGAGUUCUUUUAAUUAACAAUUUUGUUGUUUAUAGGGCCUGUUUUAAGGUGAGGUGAGGUGUUUACAAGGCCUAUUUUAAGGUGAGUGAGAAGGUGAUGAGCUAUUACCACAAAGUGGUAAUUUUCCCAAGAAGGUACUAUGUUGCAUUCAAAACAAUGCUGAUUUGUUCAUCUCAUGAGCAAUUGCAAUCCCACCCAUCUCUCAGAAAGCAUCAAUGUUUUGCACUGUGAACCUUUUUUUUCUGGGACUCCAAAAGAGUGUAUCAGAGCAGAGCAGCCAAUCAGCAUUCAGUCCCUUUGCUUUAAAUAGCUGAGUUUACUACCUCAGAGAGCUUCCAGCACUUUACACAUUUCCAGCAUUGCUGUUUCCAUACAUAUCACCUAUAUGUACCUAUGUGUAUAUUUGUCUCAUAGUUUACAAAACCAGGUGAGUAAUCAGAGAACUUUGGGGGUUUUUUGAGGGGGGAGGAAUAUUUGACUACUAUGGAAUAGACUCAGAUGGCUUUGACUCAUCAUGAUUGUCGAUCAGCAAGCUUUAUGAGGUCUUGUCCAGUAAACACAAAAUUUUAUUCCUGCUUGCAGGAGACAGUUCUGAAGCUAUUACCAAAUGAAUCAAAAAAUCUAUAAAAACUUUUAUUCACCUGUUGCUGUAUUAGGGAUCUGAUGAUCUGAUAACUUUGAGGAGCAGAUUAUGAGCUGAGGAUGAGCUUCUUUGUGCCAGAUGUCCUGUCUGGAUAUCAAUCGACAUUCAAUCCCCAGUAAUAGGAUUGUUUUAAACCAGCGGUUCUCAACCUGUGGGUCCCAACCCUAUUUGGGGUUGAAUGACCAUUUCAUGGGGUCGCCAAACAAUGCAGUCCACCAUUUUUUCCCCUUUUCCUUAGCUGUGCUACUCGCUCUUA
Messenger RNA from Crotalus tigris (Tiger rattlesnake), 4076 nucleotides. RefSeq names its product integrin subunit beta 2 (gene ITGB2). The transcript has 16 exons. Gene Ontology annotation, cellular component: cell surface; integrin complex; focal adhesion. The coding region runs from base 171 to 2513 and encodes 780 amino acids. Lineage: Eukaryota; Metazoa; Chordata; Lepidosauria; Squamata; Viperidae. Gene Ontology annotation, molecular function: integrin binding; amyloid-beta binding. The record is from RefSeq and is a predicted model, not a curated record. Gene Ontology annotation, biological process: cell adhesion mediated by integrin; cell migration; integrin-mediated signaling pathway.